CUAACUUGAAGUCAGAUUCUGGCGAUGCGUGGUUCGGAGGUUUCCAAGGUGAUCCGGUCUGACGUUCGCUGGAGCAGGCACGCCGUCCGGGAUGCUGGGGAUCCUGAGCGUGUUGGAGCAGGGAAGGGCGUCGUAGGGUGGUUUUGAGAGCGCCGUCGCACCGAAUUUGCGUCUGGGACGGCGACUACGCGCGCAUGCAUUUCGCGAUGGGGCUCGUCGUGAGCCAGAACAGGUAGAGGGUGUGCGUGACCAAAAAUUUCACAAAAAUCGCGACUCUACGUUGUUGUUGUUGUGAAUUAUAAAAAUAGACAUCGCAAUGGCUGUGAAUUAUGUUCUUUAUACUUAACGCGAUAUGCUGUGCUGCUGGAUAUACUGUUUGGCUGCUGCCGUGUGGCUGCUAUCGGCUAUUAGGGGAUGCUCAUCGGCUGCUACUAAAAGAGAAGCCGAUUAUACUUUGGAUGAAUCCUAUUGGAUCGCAGAGAGCCCUGCUGGAGAAGUGGAGAGACUUCUUCGGGAAUACACCCAGAAUCAGGAGAUGGUACGAAAUAUCGGUUCCCAUUAUUAUCAGAUUAUCUAUCCUGUACAAUUGCGGCAACAUAAGAAAAUGGGAAUAUCGACUAGGGAGAUAGGGUCGUCUAAGAGAGGUCAGGGCAGUGACAGCAGCACAUCAUCUUCUGGAUUUUCCGGAAGAGGUCGUCAAACUAAAACCGGCAAGCACUUUCACCGCACCUCACUUCUCAUCAAAGCCUUCAACCACAAGUUUCGUCUGGAUCUCGAGCUUAACACGCAACUGAUAGCACCUAAUAUCGCUCAAAAACAUUAUUUAGCAAACGGGGCGGAGUACGAAUCAAAAAGGGAUAUCGAACAUUGUUACUACCACGGAACUGUACAAGACUAUCCAGGAGCGACAGCAGCUUUCCAUACUUGCAACGGUGUCAGCGGGGUAAUACACGUGGGAAACGAAACUUUUGUUAUUCAUCCGUUUUAUGGAGGAGAUCUCUCGCAGAAACAUCCUCACGUGAUUUUUGAAGCCCGCACCAAAGCAAAUAAGGGAUGUGCUAAUUCUGGAAGUAUGGAGUGGAGGGUUAAUCCACAUUCUGGAUUUUUUCCUCACAAUUCAAGGGUGAAACGAGAUGUCCGCGAGGCAACCAAAUACAUCGAGACAGCAUUAGUUAUAGAUAAAGCGAUGUUCGACAAAAGAAACGGGAGUACUAGGAACGACGUCGUACACGAUUCCAUCCAAGUGGCAAAUAUCGCCGAUCUUUAUUUUAGAACUUUAAAUACCAGGGUAUCAGUAGUUUACGUUGAAACAUGGCAGGGAGCAAACCAAGCAAUGAUAAAUCCAAAUGAAGAUAUAGGAAAAGCUUUAUCGAAUUUCAAUGAUUAUUCUGCAAGAAAAUUAUUCAAGGUCGAUAAAGAUACAACACAACUUCUCACCGGUGAAGUCUUCGUUGGCGGAGAAGCUGGAAUGGCUGUUCCCGCGACUGUUUGUACAGCGAAAUCUGUUGGAAUUAGCGUAGAUAUCAAUACUUACGAACCUCAUUUAUUAGCUGGAACAAUGGCACAUAUGAUAGGACAUAACAUCGGUAUGGGUCACGAUGAUGGUAGGGAGGAAUGUUCUUGUAGGGACUGGCAUGGAUGUAUUAUGGCUCAAGCAAUAGUCGGACAAGACAACGUACAACCUUACAAAUUUUCGGAAUGUAGUAAAGAAGAUUAUAUCGACCGAUUAAGAACAGGAAAUGGGAUUUGUCUGCUCAAUAAACCAAACGAACUUACAGAUCGUCGCACUUGCGGUAACAACAUAGUGGAAGAAGGUGAAGAUUGUGAUUGCGGUAGCAUAGAGAACUGUCACAAAAACAAUCCGUGUUGUGAUCCGAUCACUUGCAAACUCACCAAAGAAGCCCAAUGCGCUUCGGGCAGCUGUUGUGAAGACUGUCAAUUAAAAGAGAAAGGUGUUAUUUGUAGAGAAGCUACCAACGAAUGCGAUUUACCGGAACGUUGUACUGGAGUUACAGGAGAAUGUCCAAUAGAUACGUUCAAGAAAAACGGCAGCCCUUGUGAAAGCAAUACAGGACAAUGUUUCAACGGAUUGUGUCCGACUUUGAGCGUACAGUGCGAGCAUAUAUGGGGAUUAGGAGGGAUAGAAGCCGAUCCGCAAUGCUACGAACAGUUCAAUUCUAAAGGUUCUAUUAACGGACAUUGUGGAAGUGACAAUACCGGAAGAUUUAUUAAGUGCUCAUUGGAAAACGUAAAAUGCGGUUCGCUGCAAUGCCAACUGGGUAACAGAUAUCCAGUUGUAGAAGGAUUGGAUCAACCGCAGGAUCAUUCUAGGACUAUCAUUUCUACGAAAGGUCACGAAUACGAAUGCAAGACGACGGCUGGACGAAAGGACAUCACCAAUCCGAAAACUGUUGAUCUCACUUACUUAGGACUAGUCAGAGAUGGUACACCGUGUGGGGAAAACCUCAUUUGCCUUAACCAGACCUGUACUAGCAUCUUUCCGUAUAUUAAACAAGACAAAUGUCCUUCGAACCAAGCCAGCAAUGAAUGCUCUGGCCAUGGGGUUUGCACUAACCAAAACAAGUGUUUCUGUGAUUCCGGUUGGACCGGCAGUGAUUGCUCAAUUCAAAUGGAAACGACUCCACCACCUUCUCAAGCGACGUUGUCUCCAGGUUUAUCACCUACUAAUCUACAAGAACAAAUGACAAAGAAAGAAACCCCCUACGAUGCCGAUAAUGCUGACAACAUUAGUACUUUAUAUCUGGUUAUACUCAUGGUCGGCGUCGUUGCACUGGUUUUUGCUUGUUUUACUGUAUUGGCAGUUUGUUACAGGAAAACGACCGUACGUAAAUAUGAAAAAGAAUGCAAGCAGCCUAUACAGAAAAACUUCGUAGUGACCGGCAACCAUUCCCAGGAAGACUGUUUAGAUAAUAACAAGAUACUCACACUUGGUCCUGGAAGUGUGACGUCUUUUGGCCGUGCCGAUUCUCAAAGGGUGCUCUUUAGACCAACGAACCAUAUGGGAGCUGGAGGAGCAGCACAUUUCCAAGACCACAAAAUGCAGCAAUUGAAAAGGAUAGGCGUUGGAUCAUCUGCUGAAGAAGAUCAAUCUCAAUCAGAGAAAAAGGGGAUUCUGAAGAAGCACGACUACGGUAUGUUAUUAUUGGGAGACGGAAAAGAAAAUUGGGUAAACAGUACGCAAAACGACGAGAUUUUAAGUCAAGUUGAUAUUUCGGAGUUGACCAGUGGAGCGGAAGUCGAAAGAACUUUGAAAACUUUGAAUGGAUAUCAUGAAGAUAUAAUAAAGGCGUUAAGGAAUGCUGCUACACAUAGGGGUACCUCGACGCCUAGCGGAAGCACUAGUGCUUUGAGUGAAGAGUUAUUGAGAAGGAGUAUUGCGCAAGUAGCAGAAAGUUAUUCUGAUUAUAAGAGAAGUGGCAGUAAAGAAACUAUUUGCGAGCCAUCGGUGGUGAUAGAGCAAGAAGAGGAAGACGACGACGAUGUCCCUCCUUGCGGGCCGAUCCGCAUCCGUAAUCUAGAAGAUCUAAUCCGGCAACUCGAGCAUCAUUCGCGUCACAUGAGCCCGAGCGGAUCCGAAGAUAUUCGAAUGUCAGAAACCGAAGCCGAUCGACAUUAUCGACAAGAAUCCUCCUCGGCUUGCAGCGAGAGCUCCCAUCAAUCGCACAGGGACUCACGCUUCGUUUAUGGUCGCUACAGGCAGCCGUCGUCAAGGCUACCUUAUCCUCAUCCCCAUAGCCAUCACCAAGUCGAGGAGGAGAGUAUAUACGAAACCGCAGAUCAUGAAAGAGGAGUACCAUGCGGUGAUACUCCUGAUAGUGAAAGUGAUGAAUUUAUUCAAGCUCAGCAGCAACUAGCCCGGUGGGCGAGUGAAGACGCGAUGGGGGUUCAGCCAGGUCCCAGCGGCGGCGGCAACGUAAGCAAUACCGUACCACGAGAAUACUAUCCUUCUCCUAGUAGUUCGACGAGCGAAGAGCCACCGAGCAUCGCUCGAGCGCCAGCGCCGACGCCUGGAGGUCAUGUCCCCCAUCCCGAUCACGCGACUAUCCACAGGCCGAAGAGAUACCCCGAAUAUAAACACUGAUAGUGACUCACGGGCGCCUUCGAGGCGCUGUACUCUCGUAGGCCCGAUCUUGACCUAGCCACGUAUACGCCCGCGAGGUACGUCGAUCACCGCUCGAAUCUUUCGUUGCCGAGACGAGUGAGCGCUCAAAUCGCGGACACUGUUAUUUAAAUCGUGAUAGUGAUGCUUUUAUUAAAACUUAAUCGAAUACUGAUAAUUUAUUAAAUUCACAGAACCUAGGUUAGGUUAAUACGGAUAAUCUGGAUCUAAGUUGGUUGUGGUUUACUCAAAUACCCAUUGUAGAACAAAACCUGAUAGAUGAAUUUGUUGUAAUCUUAUAACUAACAAGCUUUUGGCAACAGAGAAAUAUUUAUAAACGGAAAGUAAGAGUUUUUUUGAAAGUUUGUUAGAUGUUUAUUGUUAGAUGGUGGCGCUGUCCAUUCUAUGGAUUCUAACCCCCAUAUGAAACCAUUGGGAAAAAUGACUCCAAAGUAAUGGCACUCAUAACCACGGUAUUUUCAAGGUUUAGCUAGCCAAAGUUGUCACGGAAAAUUUUACUUAAAACUACCGCAUAUCAAGACCUGAAUGAGAAAUCAAUUAUCAAGAUACUGUAACCAGUUCUGCUAAUUACUUGAUAUCUUUUUGUUUAUGAUAAUUGUUGUAAUAAAGAUUUUUUUCAGUAUAGCAAAAAAAGAAUUCUCAUUCGAAAUGACACGAAAAGAAAAAUCACGUUUUCCUUUUGGAUUUUUCUCACUAUAAUCCAAUUCAGAUUGAAUUUUCUUAAGAACGUUAUCAAAUUAAUUAAGUAGAAUAUUCAUUGCAAAAGUUUUCUUCUGAAAUUUAUAGAGAAAACGAUUUCCUUACACGUACUUCACAACUAAUCAUCUUAUAUAUACAAUUAUAAUUUGAUCGGAUUGUACAACUUAGUCCGACCCUGGAGGCUGUAGUACUCAACACCUUUACUGUUUUUGUCCUCUUGUAUUAGGUUGAUUGUUAUUUCGUGUUAUAUAUUUUGAAAAGCAAAUUGAAUUACUUUAAAAGAAAGUAAAUAGGCAGGGUAGCAGGCGAAAACAGUGGCAAACGUGUGGAACAAUUACGGGGGUCCCUCCUGAGGGACUGAUACGCUCAAAAUGUUCCUCCAAGUUUGUUUUUCCAUUGUAUUCCAAUUUAACUCAUUAAGUAUCUCACCUCAUGUACAAACGAGAAAGAUGAUCUUCAUAUGUAAAUGAGGAGAAAACUUGAAGAAAAGUACGAAAAAUGUGAUAUUAUCUCAUAUUGGUCAAGAUUUUGUUCUGGAAAAUAAUGAUACAAUCAAAAAAUGUGAUCAAGAUUGAAAAGUGUCUAAAAUGAGAAACAAAUGGGUGUGGGAAAGACUGUAUAGAAAGGAAACAACUGGUAUGUUCACAGAAUGACAGAAGCAAGAUUACAAAAGAAAGUAACGAGAUAGAUGCAACUCUGAUAAGAUUAACAGAAACAAAACGUUUAAUAAAUAUCUACCAUUUUUUUGGAAGUUUAUGGUUCACAAUGGAAGUAACUUGAAUUCCAAAGGGGAUGUUAUAUUCCAGCAAGACUAGGCUACGUCAAAAAUCAGAUUAAAAUAUUUUGAAGAUAGUGAUAUACCGUUUUUUGAAGAAGGACGUACCUGCACCUCCUGCAACAUCAGUGGAAGUAUUGAAGGCCAGGCUACGAAAAUAUGGUACUCAAUCAAAAUUAGAGGCAUUAAUUUCUAUGAAAAGUCAUUUUUCUAAAGUUUGUUACUAUAUAAUUAUUAUUAUUGGAAUCAGUUGUAAAUGAGGUUGUAAUUUUUGUCAAAGUAUUUGAUAACAUGAAUUUCUUCUUAUAAAUCUAGAGAUGUACCAAUUGAUAACGGACAGGAUAUUCUAUAUCAAAAUUUGGGAAUGAAGUGGAUUCCAAAGAAAAACUCUAAAAAUUAACUCAGCGAUAGUUUAAGUGAACAGAAAAUAAAAUAUCACUGUAAUAAGGACUCGAAUAAUUCUUUCAAACUUAGCAAUAUACUGACUUCUUAUACAACAACAAAAAAAUAAGUCUUUUUCAAGCAAAGAAUUGAUAUAUCUAUAGCUGAGGGUAAAAAAUAUUUCCUCAACGCAUUUCGUAAUCAGAAAGAAGACCAGCUCCGACUCUAAAAUAUCACCAGGUGUCGAUAUGAAAAGUAAAAAGGGCUGCCCUUCGAGAAAAAAUCUAUCAUCCCCUCUUUGCAAAGAUUUUUGAGAAGAUACUUACUGAAAGAUAUCUUCAUCUUCAUCCCCUCUUUGCAAAGAUUUUUGAGAAGAUACUUACUGAAAGAUAUCUUCAUCUUCUUCCCCUCUUGGCAAAUAUUUUUGAGAAGCAUGAGCCAGGAAAGUAGUUGUUUUCUCCCUCGAAGAACGGCAGAAUACAUUUGCAAAAUAAUAAAUUUCGAAAUAAGUAUCACAAUAAGAGCGAGAAAGUAUUCGUGAUGUGAUAUCUUCAUCUUCUUCCCCUAUUCGAAAAGUUUGUUGAGAAGAUACUUACUGAAAGAUAUCUUCAUCUUCAUCCCCUCUUUGCAAAGAUUUUUGAGAAGAUACUUACUGAAAGAUAUCUUCAUCUUCAUCCCCUCUUUGCAAAGAUUUUUGAGAAGAUACUUACUGAAAGAUAUCUUCAUCUUCAUCCCCUCUUUGCAAAGAUUUUUGAGAAGAUACUUACUGAAAGAUAUCUUCAUCUUCAUCCCCUCUUUGCAAAGAUUUUUGAGAAGAUACUUACUGAAAGAUAUCUUCAUCUUCUUCCCCUCUUGGCAAAUAUUUUUGAGAAGCAUGAGACAGGAAAGUAGUUGUAUUCUCCCUCGAAGAACGGCAGAAUACAUUUGCAAAAUAAUAAA
Molecule: messenger RNA, 6935 nt
Organism: Diorhabda sublineata
Lineage: Eukaryota; Metazoa; Arthropoda; Insecta; Coleoptera; Chrysomelidae
Gene: mmd
Product: disintegrin and metalloproteinase domain-containing protein 11
Exons: 25
Coding region: 353-4102 (1249 amino acids)
Biological process (GO): membrane protein ectodomain proteolysis
Molecular function (GO): metalloendopeptidase activity
Source: RefSeq, a predicted model, not a curated record